This is a messenger RNA of Puntigrus tetrazona (Sumatra barb), 1796 nucleotides long. It is a transcript of the gene tubd1, whose product is annotated as tubulin, delta 1. Gene Ontology annotation, biological process: mitotic cell cycle; microtubule cytoskeleton organization. Gene Ontology annotation, molecular function: GTP binding; structural constituent of cytoskeleton. Lineage: Eukaryota; Metazoa; Chordata; Actinopteri; Cypriniformes; Cyprinidae. The coding region runs from base 265 to 1605 and encodes 446 amino acids. Gene Ontology annotation, cellular component: cytoplasm; microtubule. The transcript has 8 exons. The record is from RefSeq and is a predicted model, not a curated record.
AUCAUGCAUCGGUUCCCGACGCUUACCGAACAGCGCCAGCCUUCAACGGCGCGCUUAAACGGUGUAAAAGUUUUCAAAAGUAGUGGCUUAAUGCUAUUUGACAUUGUGCUGUGCUGUCGCCUCUCCACGCAGUAAACAGAUACCCAGUGUUUCUGUGCCGGUUAACGUUGCUAUAGCUACAGGUUCGGUCGCGCGUUUACACAGGGCUGUGUGCGAUGGGGUUCACAAACUUUUGUCGUAUCGUUUAAUGCUUGUCGGUAGACAAUGUCGGUUGUAAGCUUACAAUUGGGUCAGUGCGGGAAUCAGAUCGGACACGAGCUCUUCAGUGUCAUAAGCGAAGAUGCCAACGGACCGAACAGGAAGAAGUACAAGCAAUGCAGCGAAGAGAGAUUCUUUCACGAGAGAUCCUCUGGAGAACUCGUGGCGCGGUCGGUGCUUGUUGAUAUGGAGCCCAAAGUGAUCUCUCAAGCAAUAGCCAAGGCUUCAAAAUCUGGAAGAUGGAGAUACGGAGACGAAGCACAUUUCUCCCAGAAGCAGGGCUCUGGAAACAACUGGGCGAAUGGGUUCUGUGUUCAUGGACCGCGCCAUGGAGAGGCUGUGGAGGAUCUGGUUCGGAUGGAGAUGGAGCGCUGUGAUCGUCUGGCUGGGAUUUUCAUCAUGAUGAGUGUCGCGGGCGGCACCGGUUCUGGUGUGGGUACCUACAUCACUCAGCGCCUGAGGGACUUGUAUCCCAAUUCCUUCAUCCUCAAUCAAGUAACAUGGCCAUAUGGAGCUGGUGAGGUGAUUGUGCAGAACUACAACUCUGUGCUGACACUGUCACACCUCUACCAGCUCUCAGACGCUAUUCUGGUUCACGAGAAUGACACCGUGCACAAAAUCUGCAGCCGGCUGAUGAACAUCAAGCACAUCUCCAUCAGCGACGUUAAUAAGGUGAUCGCCCACCAGCUGUCCAGCGUACUUCAGCCCGCUUACACCGCUGACUCGGCCUGCCGUUACGGCACAAACCCCAUCGGGGAAUUACUGACUCGUCUGGUGUGUCACCCCGAGUACAAACUGCUCAGCUUGUGUAACAUUCCUCAGAUGUCCAGCACGUCUCUGGCCUAUAGUGUGUUUAACUGGCCCGGGCUGCUCAAGCAUUUACGUCAGAUGCUCAUCGCCAGCGCUAGGAUGGAGGAAGGAAUUGACUGGACGGUGAGCACCCCAGCAGCAGUCGCAUCUAGAGGAGAGAGCUCGACCAACGGCACGCAUAAAAAUUUCAAUUUAUCACUUGCUAAUCUUCUAAUACUACGGGGGAAAGAUGUCUCUACUGCAGUUACAGACGGUUUUAAGGAUCCUGCUUUAUAUGUGCCAUGGCUUCAACCAGAAAAUAGUUUCAGCACAUGGAGCUCUCCUGUCGCCUUCAAUGGAUAUGAAAAGUCUGCCACGUUGGUCAGUAACAACCAGUCCCUUUUAAAACCCUUGGACAGUAUAGUCAGGAAAGCUUGGAAUAUGUUUGAAUCAAGGGCCUAUGUUCAUCAGUAUAUGAAGUUUGGAAUCUCUGAGGAGGAUUUUCUGGACAGUUUUACAGCACUAGAACAGAUCAUCUCCAGCUACACACACCUCUGAUUGACCUGAUCAUACACAGCUCAGCGUGAACACUGUGACGGCACUGACUUCAUGUGAUGUGCAUUUCACACCAAUAGACAAAUGUUUUAUUCAUCAUUUUGUAAUAAAAAUAUUAUUUCUGUCAUUCAAACCUGUAAAUACAUUUUUCUGUAUGAUUUGAAUAUUUUUCAAUAAAAGUAUUUUUAUGACCA